Messenger RNA from Phoenix dactylifera (date palm), 3526 nucleotides. RefSeq lists its product as uncharacterized. Gene Ontology annotation, molecular function: protein phosphatase activator activity. Gene Ontology annotation, cellular component: protein phosphatase 4 complex; nucleoplasm. NCBI's taxonomy places the organism in Eukaryota, Viridiplantae, Streptophyta, Magnoliopsida, Arecales, Arecaceae. The record is from RefSeq and is a predicted model, not a curated record. Gene Ontology annotation, biological process: protein dephosphorylation.
GGUCCUGCGGUGGACAUAAUAGAGAGCGAGAAAAAGAGGGAAAGGGGAAAGGGAGGGCUUCGCUGCGACGUUAAUGGCGGUCAGGGUUUUCUAAUUCUCCACCUAAACCCCGCCUUUUUUCUGCGCCUUCUGCUCCAAGAAUCCUCCCCCCCUCCCCCCAAACCUCGCCUCUUGCCACGAAUUCGUCGAUUUCGCUCUCGAAUUGCCGUCCGGGAAGCUCCGUCGGCCGGAGUCCGCCGAUGGCCGCGCACGGGAAGGUCUCUAAUUCGCCGAACUCCUUGCAGCGUGUCAAAGUUUAUCGCUUGAAUGAUGAUGGCAAAUGGGAUGACCAGGGAACUGGGCAUGUUUCUGUUGAUUAUUUGGAGAGGUCGGAAGAUCUUGGUUUGAUUGUGAUUGAUGAAGAGGAUAAUGAGACGUUACUUGUGCACCGCAUCUCCUCAGAUGACAUCUACAGAAGACAAGAAGACACAAUCAUCUCAUGGAGGGAACCAGAACCAGCCACCGAAUUGGCACUGAGCUUUCAAGAGGCUAUGGGAUGCUCCUAUAUAUGGGACCAUAUAUGUGGCGUACGAAGAAACUUGCAUUUUAGUAGUCUAGGAAAUCUCGAGAUCGGCCCUCGUCCAGCAAUGGAAUCGCUAAAAGCUACUAGUGCUUUGCAAUCAAAUGAUGAAACAUUUCGUGCUGUUAACAGUGAAUUAAGAGAGCUCCCGUCUGUUGAAUUAUCAACACUCCCUUUAAUGUUAAAGUUUGGCAUAUAUGCACUAUCGCCGUUAUUAUUUUUCAGUCAGCUGACAGUGUUGGAAUGUGGCAUGACGGAUCAGAUGCGAGUAGCAGAAUUAAUAUUGCAAGAUCAAGAAUUUUUCCCAAAGCUAAUGGAUCUUUUUAGAAUGUGUGAAGACUUGGAAAAUAUGGAUGGUCUCCACAUGAUUUUCAGAUUGGUCAAAGGGAUCAUUCUAUUAAACAACACACAGAUCUUUGAUAGAAUUUUUGGGGAUGAACUUAUCUUUGACAUUAUUGGUUCUCUUGAAUAUGAUCCUGAUGUCCCUCAGGUGGUGCAGCAUCGUGCUUUUCUCAAAGAGCAUGUGGUUUUUAAAGAGGCUAUCCCUAUUAAAGAUUCCACGGUAUUGUCAAAGAUACACCAAACCUACAGAGUUGGUUAUGUGAAGGAUGUUAUUUUACCAAGGGUAUUGGAUGAGGCUACAAUAGCAAGUUUUAAUUCGAUCAUUCAUGCAAACAAUGCUGCUGUUAUAUCUUUGUUGAAAGAUGAUGCUUCUUUUAUUCAAGAGCUAUUUGCAAGGAUGAGGUCCACAUCAACUUCUGCAGAAUCAAAAAGGGAAUUGGUACUAUUUUUGCAUGAAUUUUGCUCUUUGAGUAAGAGUUUGCAGAUGGUACAGCAAUUGCGGCUAUUUCGGGAUCUUGCUGGUGAAGGCAUAUUUGACAUCAUAACUGACGUGUUGCAGAGCCAGGAUAAGAAGCUUGUAUCUGCCGGGGCAGAUAUUCUCAUUCUAUUCCUAAACCAAGAUCCUAAUAUUCUCAGGUCAUAUGUCAUUCAACAAGGAGGAGAUUCCCUUCUUGGGCUUUUGGUUAAGGGUAUGAUUACAGACUUUGGGGAGGACAUGCAUUGUCAGUUCCUUGAGAUCAUUCGCAUAUUGAUGGACUCAUACACCAUGUCUGGAUCACAGAGGGACACAAUUAUAGAGAUUUUCUAUGAAAAACAUCUGAACCAAUUGAUAGAUGUUAUAGCAUCCUCUUGUCCUCCAAAAGGCUGUUCUCGAACAAUGAUUAAAUCAUCUGGCUUUGGUUCAAGGGUUGAGACACAUGCUGCAAUCAAGCCUGAAAUCUUAUCAAACAUCUGUGAGCUGCUUUGCUUCUGUGUAAUUCAUGAUCUCUACAGGAUAAAGUGCAGCUUUCUUAUGAAUAAUGCCAUGGAGAAGGUCUUGUUUCUGACACGCAGAAGAGAAAAGUAUCUGGUGGUGGCAGCUGUUCGCUUUAUGCGCACUAUAAUCUCCCGUAAUGAUGAGCAUCUUCUUCGCAAUGUUGUGAAAAACAAUCUUUUGAAACCAGUCAUUGAUGCUUUUAUUGAGAACGGUAAUCGCUAUAACAUGCUGCAUUCAGGUGUUCUAGAACUUCUGGAGUACAUCCGUAAGGAGAAUCUGAAAAGUCUAAUCAUAUAUAUAGUUGAUUCCUUCUGGAACCAGCUACAGAUGUUUGAGCAUUUAGGGUCUAUUCAGGCCUUUAAACUAAAAUAUGAGCAGUCCAUGGAGAACUGUGACACAAAGAACGGUGCUACCAUGGUCGACCCCAGAAAAAGGAUCGAUGAACGGGCUCUUGAAAAAGAAGAAGAAGAAUACUUCAACGAGGACAGUGAUGAAGAAGACUCUGCCACCCAGUUACCAAACAUACGGAGCCAAAAUUCACGAACAAGUCUGCCUAAUGGGACCAAAGUCAGCUACUCAUCUUUGGGGCCUGGUUCUGGUGGACUUGUUGACUAUGAAGAUGACGACGAUGAUGAUGACUAUAAUCCACCACCAAGGAAGUCUGAAUCUUCAACAGAAAGUGAUGAACCCAUGGCUUUUACUGAGACUAAACGCAAGUCACCUGCUACAGCUGACGGAAAAGAGGAGGUUCAUGAGCUUACAAAGAAGCAAAAGCUGGAUCAACAUGUGAAUGGUUGUAAGAUUGCCAGUGGUGUUGCUGGCAGGGCCAGUAAAAAGGAACCGUCACCUCCUGCUGCUUCACACACCACAGACGCAAAUGGUGAUUUGGAUGAACAUGAUACCGGAAUUGAAACUGCUGGUUCCCAAAGUUAUAUUCAUCUGCGGGAUGCUGUGGAUACCAGACAGGCAGGUGGAGAUGACCGUCCAUCAAUACCCAUCAGCAAUUCAUUGCCUGAGAAUGUUCUGAAUGGAAAGAAUGUCACUGAUUCAGAACCGUCUCUAGUGCGAUAAUGUCAUAGUUUCACUUAUUUAUUGAUCUUAGUUUAUUCUGUGGGUGAGAAAUGAUGAGAAGGUAAAACUCAAUGGGAUUUCCUCUUGUUUUUGAGAGGAGGAUGAGAUAUGAUCAUGAAAAUGCUCAAACCAUAAUUGAGGGGGUGAAAUAGCACAAGAGCCUGUCAACUUCGAGCGUGAUUCCAUCCUGGGUUGUAACCAGGUAAAUAUUAUUGAUAGCGAGGAGCCCUCGGGAAAUGGCAAACAACCUGCUCUUGGCUAUGCUGCACAAAUGUGACUUUUGCUGUUUCACUUGUAAAACGCUUAUGAAGUCUAUACAUCUUUAUUUGUGGGAUAUGAAAGGAGCACCAAUAUGUGCUUAUUUUUCUCCAAAAAUUUUGUGAGGAUGUUUGAGUUGAUAUUAUUGUAAAACUGUAGGUUGGUUACAGCAGAUGUGAGUAUCUCAAUUCAAGAGGUAGUGUAAUUCAUUCUUCGAUUAAGACCAGAUAUAGUUUCUGCGGAGAUAUUUUCUUGUAACGUGGCUCUGACUUCAUAUUAAGAAAGUCAAUAAAUUGAACUUGAACAUAUGUUCUUUAUCA